UGCGGUUCAACAGUCGCUAGGCCCACCCCAUUGUCAUCACCGCGAGAGUAUUAUGGAGGAAUUUCAAGUAAUGGCAAUGGGGCACCCGGAGAAGACACCACAAAUAUUAGUGCGGUUGCCAGGAGAAACGUUAUAAAUGAAUCGAAUUCAAAGAAACAACUCCCACUGUGCUAUUUGCAGAUUUGCAAACCAACAGAGUCAGUUCCUGUUAAGGUGGUGUGGAAUUCGGAGGCUAGGUGGGCAGUUGGGAGGAAAAAUUUCACAAAUAAAUCCUUUAUACUUGUUUCAACUUCAAACUAUCGCCAUUUAAAAUUAUCACAAAAAAAGCAAAUUUCCGUGCACAAGGAGCAAAAUUGUGUUGGCAAGUGUUGUGUUAAAUGCUUAGCGGCUAACUUUGAGAAGUUGAACUGUGACAAGUUCAAAGGAGACAUGUCCCGUCUGGCAAAGGAGAAUGGUUCAAGUACCCUUAGACGAUCAAAUAGUAACGAGGAUUUAGACAAGAAGAAGCCCUUUUCGCGUCCAUUCGGUAAAACACGCAUUGGUGAUAAUCCCACAAGUGGGGGACGCUCAGUGAGAAUGGCGAGUCCAGCACCCGGUGAGACGGCGACACUUUUGCGCCAAAAUCAGGAACUCAGGCAACGUCUGCAGGAGGAGGCAAAUAGCUACCGCAGACGCUUGGAUACGUACAAGCAGGCCCAACAGAAUCAGGCCAAUCUCGUGAGUCGUCUUCAAUCGAAGGUGAUGCAGUACAAGCAGAGAUGUACAGAUCUCGAGGGGCAGGUACAUGAAACUCUCCCUCCAGUGCCCUCCUAUCCAUCAAGGGGUGUUUGCCCGGGUACACCGACUCCAUCUCAUCAACCCAGUUCGAUGGCUGCUAUUCCACUUCCACCACCUUCAGGGCACUCAGCUAGUGCAGCACCCCUGAGUUUACCGUGUCCUGUUACAUGUGAGCAACCAUCACCGCCUGUGCAUAGCUAUCAUCAUGAGAAUGGGGAUGAUGUCGUUCGGCGCCUCGAGGAGGAGCGUCUAAGAUGCGAACAACUUCUUGCCCAGAAUCAGCUACUGCGGCAACAAUUGGAGGAAUCUCAUCGUACAAAUGAGAUGCUAACGACGGAUUUGCAGAAAUUAACAACAGAUUGGGAAGCUCUCAGAGAUGAUAUGUUGGCUAAGGAGAAUGAAUGGAAGGAGGAAGAACAGGCAUUUAAUGAUUACUACAACAACGAGCAUACGCGUUUGCUGCGAAUGUGGCGAGAGGUGGUUUCGGUGAAGAGGAACUUUAAGGACAUGCAGACGUCGCUGAAGACAGACCUCAAUAAGAUGCGCUACGAAAUGAUGGGAAUUAAUAGGGAGGUUUCUAGCGCCUGUAGUGGGGUGACGGUUAACCUUAAGCAAGCUAGUCGCUAUGAGGAAGCCAAUCAGAUGCAAAUUGAACGCGAUAAUAUGGAUCUCAAGUCGCAGCUGGCAUCGCUGAAGGUGCAGUAUGAGACGAGUAAGAUUGAGAUUGAGCAGAGGGAUCAGAAGAUGCAGCAGAUGAUGCAUGAGCUGAAGACACUCGAAGACCGCUGUAUGCAUGCUGAAGCUCAGGCAGCACAGGCACAGCGACUCAAUGAUGAAAUUGAGCGCCUUCAGCAUGCUCUGAGGGAUAUAGCUCAUGCUGUUGUCCAAGAUGCUGAUGCUUCAAAUGAUGUGGAACCCCCGGCUACCCACAUGCACCUCUCGCAGGGCUCUGGGCUUCCUCCAAGAUCUCCAAAGCGUGGAGGAUGUCGUACAUCUCAGGCUUUUGCCGAAGGUACCAUCUCUGCUGUCCAGGCGGCUCUGCACAAGUACCAACUCUCAAUUCAUGACCUUCAAGUGAAGCUACAGACAAACACCGAUGCUCUCAACAUGACAAAGAAACAAUUGGAAUCCACGGAAAAUACACGUGAUAUUCUCACGACAAAAUUAACAGAGAUGACCGAAAAGAUGGAUGCAACGAAUUAUCAACUUUCUGAGCUCUGCAAGGAGCGGGAUGCCCUGCAAAAAUCCCUGGAGGGUAUGAGAAUGGAUAAGCAAUCAAUGGAAAGGGGAAAAGUUGAAUUGAAUUCAAUGAUGGAUUCCCUCAAUUGUGACUAUGAGAAGCUCCAAAAUCACAACAGUAAAAUGCAGAAACUCAUUGAUUCACUCGAUGAGGAGAAGAAAAUUCUCGAAUUGGAGAUGCAGCGUUCAAUGAAGGAUAAAGAAAUUCUCGAAAUGAAUUUAAGAGCUGAAGAGGAACGUACAAGUCGUCUCAGGGAGGAGACAAUAACUCUUCGGGAAGAGCUGAAUAAAGUUUAUUUGUCGCGGGAUUUACUGGAGCAACAACGAAUGGAAGUUGAGAGUCUUUUAGCAUUGACUGAGAAGCAAAAAUGCGAUGUGGAAUUUGAGCUGGAGAAGAUGGCAAUUGAGAAGUCGGAAGUGUAUGAACGUCUUGAGAAGAGUAGUUGUUCCGGGGAUACGCUCACGCUGGAGGUGAAGAAGCUAAAGGAUCAAAUGGCAGAAGUGGAGGAAGAGCGAAAUAAGCUGAAGAAGCAAGCAUCGGAAUUAACCACAGAUGUGGCAUCACUGAAGAAGGAAUUAAUCUCCGCAGAGCAGGCUCGUCUUGAUUUGGAUUCCGAGAGACUUUCGCUGAGUGAGAAGUUGAAAUUCCUUGAGAUUGACAAGGAUAAGGUGGAACAGGAAUUAGUGCAGAUUUCCCGGGAACGUGGAGAUGUUACCAAUCAACUCACGGUUAUCACGCGCAAGAAGGAAGGCUUAGGUGAGGAACUAAUGAGACUCCGGCAGCGCAUGGAGCAAUCCAAUGAGACCAAUAGUCGGCUCAAUCGUAACCUUGAGGAUCUUGUCAAGGAGAAUGAGGAGAAAAUGGUGGUAAUUGAGGGGCAGGAGAAGGAUCUUCAGCGUCUUCAGGAACAACUUGCAUCCCUGAGGAGUGAAAAGGAAGCCCUAGAAGCUGUUCUCUUUGACACCAAUACAACCCUCGAAGCCACAGAGGUGAAGAAGGAACAACUUGAGCAUGAAGUGCAGGAAUUGCUGAUUAAACAAGAAUCAAUGAGAAAUCAAAUUGCACGUCUUACAAAAGAUCUCGAAAGUAGUGAACGUCGUGCACAGGACAUGAAGAUUCAACUAACAAAUGCAGCUGCAAAUCAAGAAGCGGAAUUCCUGCAGAAAAUUGCCAAUCUCAAGGCGAUGGCAGAAGAAAAUGCCAAGAAGCUCAAUGAGGAGAAGGAACAAAUAAGGGCUUCACUGGAAAAGCGCAUGCAGACCUCCCUGCAGGCUCUUCAGGGGGCAAAAGAUGCUGAAAUUGAGGCACUUAAGGAGCGCUAUGAGCAGCUGCAGAUGCACGUGGAGGCACUAUGUCAGCAGCAUGAGGAAGUAAUGAUAAGAGCGGAGAAUGAUAAGCAACAAGCUCUCAUGCUGGCUCAUAGGGAUAAGCAGGCAGUUGUUGAACGUCUCGAUGCCAUGUCCAGGGAUUUAAUGGCUGAAAAUGAAACAUCUGAGAGAUUGCGGAGAGAGGGUGCAGCUAGAGCUGAGAAAGAUAGAACGACAAUCAAUCAGCUCAGGGAGGAAAUUACACGUCUCAAAGCGAAGAUGGAGGAAUGCAGGCAAAAACACGAAGAGGAUCUCCACAAGUUGGAAUCCUACCUGAGUUCCCUUCGCGAAGAACGCGAAGCAGCUCAGAAGGAGAAUGAGGAACUUCGUGUUCAGAUUCGUCUCUGUGAGGACAGAGGUGAUUCCUUGAAUAAUCAAUUAAUUGAGACGGUACGAAAGCUCAAAGAAACUGAAAAUGGCGUUGAAGCUGCCCGCAAGGAACUAACCGACACAAGACGUGCUCUAGCGGAUAGUAAUAUUGAGAAAGACAAAUACGCGAAUACUAAUAGAGAUUUGAGGGAUCACGUGAAGCGUGUUGAGGGGCAACGGCGGGAAGCAGCUCGUCUUCAUGAGGAAGCACAGCAGAAAAUUGCAAGUUUGGAGGAAGCUCGAACUUCCAAUGAAGUUGAGAAGACACGCCUGUCAACAUUGCUGAAAGAAGCCGAUAACAAUAUCGCAAAACUCAAUCAAGAGUUGCAACAGGCUCAGAAUAAUUUGCAAAAGAUGUCCUCAAAUGCUUCGCAGAAGGAUGUUGUUGAGAAGGAACUCCAUGCACGUUUAACGAAUGAAAUGGAAGAGAAAGAACGCACGCAGGCAGAGUUGCAUCAGGUGAAGAAGCAAUUGGCUGAUUUGGAUGCAAAUCUCCAUGCAACACGUCAGGAAUUGGGUCGAUCGAGGUGUAAAUUGAAUCAGGAUGAGCACAGAUGGCACGGUAGGGAGCAGGAAUUGCUGCAGCGUAUGGAUGAGGGGAGAUGCCGUGAGAAGCGUCUUGAGGAUCAGAAGCACAACCUUGAGGUAUGCCUAGCUGAUGCAACGCAGCAAAUUCAGGAGCUAAAGGCACGCCUUGGUGGCUGCGAGGGACGUGUUCGUGCCCUCGAUGAGCAACUCAUUCAAACGGAGAGUGCAAAGAGAGAGGUGGAGAAUAGAUUGAGUUCUAUCGCUCACACUUUGCGACGCAUUGCGGGAAUUCAAUUGGACGGCACAGUGAGCCUCCCGUACCGCCUGCUCAGCCCAUCGAGGAGAUACAGCCCAGCUCGUGGGGGACAUGACUACGACUGCCGCAGCGUUGCAGGUGACGGACCACUCAUUGAUGUUGAUCCCGAGAUGGUGCGUAAAGGUGUGCGAGCACUAAUGCAACAAGUGGCUCAAAUUGAACGUGAGAAGGAUGAUUUCAAAGCUCAACUGGCUACGGCAAAGAAGCAACUUCAGGAAGCAGCAGAAGUGCAGUCAAAGGGGGAAAACAAGAUUUCAAAACUCCAGCAAAUUCUUCGUUCGGUUCAGGAGGAGAAAGCCAAUGUGGAGGCAAAAUUGAAUCAGAAAGCAUCAGCAUUGCAGGUUGUUGAGGAGAAUUUGCGUCAAAAGACCGAAGAUCUGAAUAUGUUGAGGGAGAAAGUCAAUAGUUUGGAGCUGUCGCUGGCUAACACGGCCGAAGAGCGGGCACAGUGUGAGGAACGUCUUGAGAAAUGUAGGCAAUCUGUGAGUCGGUUGGAGAGUGAAAAGCGACAUUUGCAGGAGGAGCUAGCAAGAUGCGAGAAUCGUGCAUCAAAAUUGGAUUUGCAGCGUGUGGCACUCGAAGGGGAUAUUCAGAGACUCCAGAUGGCCCUUCAUGAGAAGGACAACAACCUGAGGAGUCUCCAGGAGAGAUUUGAGAAUCAAGGGCGUGCAUCAACGCAGCUAGAAGACAGAUGUAUUGCGUUGAAGACGACCGUUGAUCAACUCAAGGAGCGCCUUCAGAGUGCAGCCAUCACAGAGACAGAGCUACGUGCAGAAAUAAAUUGUCUGCACAAAGAACGCUCAGAGCAGGGUCACAGUGUCCUUGCGGGGCAUGAUAAACUCAAGCAGAUCCAAAAGACGCUCAGCAAUAGUGAGAAUGAGCGACGUAUUCUUGCUGAGCGACUAGAAGCAGCUCAAAGUGCAGCAAAUGAUUUGAGGAGGACACAGCAGGGGCAGCAGGAUUCAGUUCAGCGCCUUCAGGAGCAAGUUGCAGAGUUGGAAGUACAGAAAUCAGCCCUUGAGUCACAGCUGAGGAUUGCAAAGUGGAAUCAGGAGAAUGCUGAUCAAAUCUCCGCAACAGCACCCAAUGGACCCGAUGGAGAUGCCCUGAGGCAGAUGCAGCGCGAGAGGUCUGAACUGAGAAAUCGUGUAGAUGCACUCAAUGAAAAAGUGAGAACACUGGAGAAUGAGAAGAGAAACUUGGAGAGAAGCAGCAAAUUCUCUGGUCAGGUGCAAUUUGAUAGAUCCGAGAAGAGUCUCUACGAUGGACGUGGGGAGAUGGAUUCGAAUCGUUUGGAGACAGACACAUCACAUUCACGCCACGGCAUGGGAGGAUCAAGCUUCAAUUGUGGCCUAGAUCAUACACUCAUUGAGCAGGAGAAUAGGGAUUUGAGGAUGAAGGUGAGGAGAUUGGAGACAAUGCUGGCGGAGAAGGAGAGUGAAUUGGCGAGAGCAAAGGCAAAAAUGGCUGAAAUCCCCAAAUGCCUUCCUGGAGAUGCGGAGAAGUAUCGUUCGGCUCAACUGCAGGCUGAACGUUUACUUGAUGCCAGAGAGCAGUCCCACCGUCAACAGGUGCUUCGUUUGGAAAAUCAGAUCUCCAUGCUUCGUGAGCAAUUAGCUCAGGAAGCUAAACGGAGGCAGCAUUACAUCUUGAGGAGUACAAGGGCUGGGAGAGAGAUGCAGCAGUUGCGUCAAACACUCGGGGAUAGCUUGCGUCAUGUUGCGCAAGAACCUCUUGAUCCCAUAACUCUCGAAAGUGAAACUAGGAGAUUGGAUAGUGCGGUCUCUCUGAGUUUGCCACCAAACUCCGGAAGAGAUUAUGAGCACCACCACAGUGGCUACAGUCCGCGCUACAAGUAGAACUACGAAGAAAUCACAUCUAGUCGGGUAUUAAAUUAAUAAAAAAAAAAUUAACUCCACUGCCGACUCUCAAGAGGAUAUUUAUUUAAACAAAAAAAAAUACGCUACAAAAGGAAAAAAAUGUGUUCAUUUUUUUUUCGACGUUCACAAAUUAAUGAAUUAAAAAACAAUUAGUCACAUGUUGAAGAGAAAAAGAAAAAAAAAGAAAUGAAUCAUAAGCACUGAUUGCACACACCAAAGAAAAUUCAGUAUUAAAUGUUUUUUGUCAAUGAACACGAAAAAAUUGUAGAGAGAGAUUUUACGCUUGAUACAACAAUAAAUAUUCUAAAAACACCACAAAAA
This is a messenger RNA of Lutzomyia longipalpis, 6798 nucleotides long. It is a transcript of the gene Root, whose product is annotated as rootletin. The record is from RefSeq and is a predicted model, not a curated record. Bases 430 to 6456 code for a protein of 2008 amino acids. Lineage: Eukaryota; Metazoa; Arthropoda; Insecta; Diptera; Psychodidae. The transcript is spliced from 14 exons.